This is a messenger RNA of Fusarium redolens, 1254 nucleotides long. RefSeq names its product chaperonin 10-like protein. The coding region runs from base 202 to 1254 and encodes 350 amino acids. Lineage: Eukaryota; Fungi; Ascomycota; Sordariomycetes; Hypocreales; Nectriaceae. The transcript has a single exon. The record is from RefSeq and is a predicted model, not a curated record. Gene Ontology annotation, molecular function: oxidoreductase activity, acting on NAD(P)H.
CGACAAUUCUCUGAGUAGUAGGACAGUGGUCGGUUCGUGAUACACCGCGGUGUAUGAAGCUGGCCGUAGCAAUUGACAGAUGGCUAUAUAUAUUCAGAGAGAGGUUAUGUCCUUUUAAAGCUGCAUUCCUAUUUCCAAUCCAAGUCCGCGUUUCUAUACCAAUAAGUUCAUCAAGGUCAAACUCUCGGGCUCCCACCUACCAUGUCUACCAACACCGCCAUCGUGAUCAAGUCCCAAGGGGUUGCAGAACUUUCCCCUGUAUCCAUCCCCUCGCUUCGAGACGGAUAUGUUCUCGUCAAAGUCAAAGCAGUCGCCUUGAAUCCUACAGAUGUUCUUCACAUCGACCUUAUCCCGACACCCGGCACCCGGUCUGGAUGCGACUUUGCCGGCGUAAUCGAGGAGGUCGGUCCAAACGUGACUAAAUCGUUCAAGGAGGGAGAUCGUAUUGCGGGUGUAGUCCACGGGGGCAACGCAGUCAAUGAAGAAGACGGAGCCUUUGCCCAACACAUCGUCGCCAAGGCUGAUGUCGCCCUUCGAAUUCCUGACUCGCUGACCUUUGAAGAGGCAGCGACCCUCGGCGUUGGCAUCACCACCGUUGGGCAGGGCUUGUACCAAAGCCUAAAGCUGCCACUCCCUGACAAGCCUUCCCCGAACCGCGAGUAUCUCCUGAUCUAUGGUGGUAGCACUGCCACUGGCGCGCUAGCCAUCCAGUUUGCCAAGCUGUCUGGCCUCAGGGUGCUGGUGACCGCAUCCCCCAAGCAUUUCGACUACGUGAGGGACUUGGGAGCCGACGCUGUUUUCGACUACAAGUCAGAGACUCUGGUUGAGGAACUACGCAAAUACACGGGUGGGCAUCUUAAAUAUGUUUUCGAUUGUAUCUCGACUGAGGAUACUGCUCGCAAAGCGGUGUCCGUCUUGGGAGCUGGUGGAAGCUAUUCAGCGCUCCGAAUUCUCCCCGAGAAUGUAGUUGCUUGGAUUGGCGAACGAGCCAGUUACAAUAUGACGCUGGCUUAUACCGCUAUUGGUGAAGCCUUUCAGUUCGGGCCUCAUACGUUCCCUGCAAAGCCGGAAGAUGCUGCUUUUGCUCGUGACUUCUGGAUUCUUGCUGAAGGACUGCUCGCCGAGGGCAAGAUUCGGGUGCACAAGCCCAAGGUCAACACUGAUGGGUCUGGAUUGGCUGCAGUGCUUAAGGGUCUCGAUGAAGUUCGGAAUGGCACCGUGAGCGGUGAGAAGUUGGUCUAUUCGCUGGAUUGA